CUAAUGGCCUCAUUCGGGACGAGGUUUCCCAAAUCGCGAUUGCAAGUGCUCUCGGCCAGCUCAUCUGGUUUCUUCAACUCUUCUCAUCUUCAAAAGCCCAAACUCAAUCACCCCAUUACUUUCUCCGCGCACAUAUUCCGCACCAUGGCGUCCGCACUCACACUUCAGUCCAAGCAGAAGCUGAACAACGGCCUCGAGAUCCCCGUGCUGGGAUAUGGCCUCUGGAAGACUGCGCCCGAGGAAGCUGAAGAGGUCACUACCGAAGCUCUCAAAGUCGGCUACCGCCAUGUCGACUCGGCGGCUUCAUACAGAAACGAGGCUGGUGCCGGAGCUGCCAUCCGCGGUGCCAAGGACAUCCCCCGCUCCGAACUCUUCUUCACCUCCAAGGUUCGCUACAUCAACUACGACGACGCCAAGGACCAGGUAGAAGAGACUCUGGAAAAGACCGGCCUUGCUUACAUCAACCUGAUGCUGCUUCACUGCCCCUAUGGCGGCUCAGAGGGUCGCAAAGGUGCUUGGAAGGCACUCGUCGAGGCCCAAGAGGCUGGCCUAGUCAAGUCCAUUGGCGUCAGCAACUACGGCGUGCACCACCUGGACGAGCUCGAGACGCACAUCAAAGAGCUUGAGGAGGAGCGCGGCGGCAAAGGCAAGGGCGGCGCCAUCAACGUCGCACAGUACGAAAUCCAUCCCUGGUGCGCGCGCAACGACAUAGUGCAGUGGCUCCAGAAGCGCAACGUCGCUAUUGAGGCCUAUAGCCCUCUGGUCAGAGGUGAGAGAUGGGGCGACAAGACUCUCAAGGCCUUGGCCGACAAGCACGGCAAGUCUGAGGCUCAGAUUCUGCUGCGCUGGAGCUUGCAGAAAGGCUACAUCCCUCUCCCCAAGAGUGUUACGCCCACCCGUAUCCUGGAUAACACCAAGAUUUACGACUUCCAGCUGUCGGACGAGGAUGUCAAGAACUUGGAGACAGACGAGUACUCCCCGGUCUGCUGGGACCCAACUGUUAGCCCCUUGGAUGGACCAAAGAGUGGUUGAGAGCAUCCAGGAUCAUUAACGAUGCAGCAAAGCUUGAGCUCUUUCGUUUCCAGCGACACAUAAAUUCAUCAUAUUAAUCAGCCAAUACAGACGCAAUGAAGGACCACACAUUUGCCAAAAAAAAACUGUGCGUUAACUACAGGUGCAUGCCCCUUGGUCGUAGCACCCGGUCCUCGAAAUGGCCAAGGAUCUCUUGUGAUGACGUUAAUCAUGUGGGAACUGGCGAUCGACUGCGACAACGACCAAAGUUUUGCUCGCAUUGUGCCUCCUUGCCGUAUCUAUCAUCAUCUAGUGGUCCCCUCAAUCCCCAGAACUAAAUAUCAGGAUGGGCACGUCGAGAAGUAGAGCUACAACCAUCAACGAGUUCGUUAUUAACCUCGAGGCGCGGGUCUAUCGCUCUCAAAUUCAGUGGUGUAUCAAAACCAUGAGACUGUGAGCUCUUCCCCAGUAUCGCGAUGCCCUAUGCGACUAUCACUACGAUAGCUAGCUCUGUGUCC
Messenger RNA from Colletotrichum phormii, 1529 nucleotides. Its product is annotated as aldo/keto reductase. The record is from RefSeq and is a predicted model, not a curated record. The transcript has 4 exons. Lineage: Eukaryota; Fungi; Ascomycota; Sordariomycetes; Glomerellales; Glomerellaceae. Gene Ontology annotation, molecular function: oxidoreductase activity. The coding region runs from base 4 to 1032 and encodes 342 amino acids.